UGGCCGACAAAAUUGACGAGUCGAAUUCGGUCGGAGAAACCGAAGAAAAUGAGACAGUUCUCUCCUUCGAGGACUUUAAUAUGCCAGAUGAGGAGGAAGAGGAUGAAUUUUACCACGAUACGAGUUAUACCACAUCCGUAUUUAUUGAAUCGGAUGACAACGGCAAGGUCGAAAUCCUCAGCCCGUCAUCUUCUGGUCCUUGCACUGUCACUGGCCCUGUCCCGAUUUCGAGGGCUUCGGGUUCUGGGAGUUCUGCAGGUCACUGCGGUGAUCACGGUGAUGUGACGACUGAUUCAGAGAUAUGUGAGAUCGCUGGCUGUGAUGAUCACGAACACUGUGAUGUGAAGUUUAAGCUAGAUCCAGCCGGAAAUAUUGAAGGGUACAUCCAGCACACAAUAUCAGAAGACCAGAUUGUGAUGCAGUUCAACCCUGGGAGCAACGUGAUGCCCCAGCACCCAACACAUGCUACACUCACUGUGGAAAGUUGCAACCCUCGGACAAAAGCUAAGGAAGUGAAGAGGUACAUCUGUAAUUAUGAUGGUUGUCCUCGUACAUACAGCACAGCUGGUAACUUGAAGACACAUCUGAAGACACAUAAAGGAGAGUACACGUUUGUUUGUAACCAGGAGGGCUGUGGGAAAUCUUUCCUGACGUCGUACAGUUUGAAGAUUCACAUCCGUGUUCAUACGAAGGAGAAGCCAUUUGUAUGUGACCGUAAAGACUGCGAGAAAGCUUUUAAUACAUUAUACAGAUUGAAGUCACAUAAGCGGCUCCAUACGGGCGACACAUUUAACUGUGAGGAAGAUGGCUGUACAAAGGGCUUCACCACACUAAGUGACUUACGCAAACAUCUCAGGAUCCAUAAAGGAUUAAAGCCAUACAAAUGUGAAGAACCAGAAUGUGGCAAGUCAUUUUCCGCCAGUCAUCAUCUCAAAACGCACAGACGUACUCAUACUGGAGAGAAACCAUAUGCCUGCUUAGAAGAUGGUUGUAAGCGGGCAUUUGCAACACAGUAUAGUCUCAGAACACAUAAGAAUAGACACGAGAAGCCAGAGUCUGCUGAUGGUGGGUCAAGUCAGCCAGAGGAGACAAAGUCAGAUCAAUCAGAGCCCGUUGCUUCGUCGUCUAGCACAUGUACUUGCACCUGUGUUAACCAUGCUCAAGAAACUGCCGCUAAUGUGACAGCGGAACAGAUUCUAAAUGCCUUGUUCAUGGAGUCAUCACAAACCAUACCAGUCACUGUGCCUGUGAUCUCACCGAACCAGUCAGGUAUGACUGAAGAAGUUCAUAGUGUGAUACAACUGCCUCAGGUCGCUGAGACCACUGGCAUUGGGGAUCCAACUCAACCAAUGACGUAUAUUAUAAACACCCAAGACCUCGGCACAAUUUCUCAGACCGAUGUACCACAAAUGUUCACCUAUGAUGAGAGUGGAAAAAUUCAUGUCACAUGUGCAAACCCAAGUGGAAACAAUACGAUAGCAGAAGCGAUCUUGGAGCAGAUGAGUGCUGGGGGUGUUGCAAAUGAGGCCCAGAACCUUUCCAUUCAUGAGCUGGACUUGGUCGACCAGGCACCGUCUGAGUCCUGUCAAGUCAUGGACAUUGUGAAUCAAGCAGAACAAUUAGCUGAGGCCCAGGUUAUCAGUCCGAUAGAUAAGCCAACCGACUUGAUUGUUAAACAGGAGGUGGCUUGUACUGACUGUGAGGCCUGUCGUGACUGUCAAAUUGCUCAAGAGACUUCUGUGCUUAUGAAUGGUCAGCCACUGGUGCAGAAUUUGUUACUUGGCGAGCAACACCAGAAUGAUCAGAGUUAUAAUUGCAAUCCUGCUGUGUCAUUGAAAACCACUGGAGGGGAAACUGCAUUAGAUAUGAGGGCCCUGUUAGGUCUUGUUCCUGCAACCAUUGCUACCUCUGCCAACUAAAGGAUUUUUCUCUGCAGACAAAACGAUUUUUGGAACCAGCAUACCUCAACCCUAAAACCGCAACAAAUGUUCUCACAGUAGACAUCCAGAAGUGUGCUAAUUCAAAAUUUAGCAUGCCAUGCACCAUCCUCUGUACUAAAUUGAUCUUUCUGCAUUUGAAUCCAAAGAUCAACUCUGAUCUGGUGCCUAUACAUGAUAAACCUAAAACAUGUGAAGCUGUUGAACCCUUACCAUAUACAAGCUCUCCUGGGAAACCUUGCACCUAACUUGCUUCACAUGACUAAGCAGGUGUUUUCGAUGAGUGCCAGGUGAUAUGUAACGAUCAAUAGAGGCAAGAACAAAAUAAGACUUCAUGAAUUCUUGAUAGAAGGCAUACCAUAUUCGAGAGUGAGAACUCUCUGUAUUGUGUCUUGUCUUCCUGCCGAGACCAGUUUAUUUUUUGGUUUGCAAUUCUUGCUGAGUGUUUCUUGAAUCAGAACACUGUGCCAAGCCGCGCAGUGUUGACGAUUUAAGUCACUGAAUUGCGAUUAUAAUCGCUGCAAUGUGGGACAAAGAUCUCUUGUCUGCAGGUAAAACUAGUUAUUGCUGGGUUUGUUCUUGAUUGCAGGUUGCUGCAAUCACCGAUUGCCUGCAACGACCACUACAAAGAAGCAGUUUUUUGCGAUGUGACCAUGAUCACUGAUCAACUAGUCGUGAACACUGUCAUACUGGGUUUAUGGGCAAUAUUUGUCUUCAAUCUGGACAGCCAAUUUCCAGUAUUACGUUCGCUUGGAAGUUUUGUAUGAUGUAAUUUGGGGCUUUUUGGUCCUCAAGCAUGUAUGUUAUGCACAUAUACUAGAUGUCUUCAAUUUUUCGUCAACUUUGGUACAUGUACAUUAUUUAAUGUGUUGAAAACCAAGUUUUCUUCCGUCAUUGAUGCUUUUUAGCUGUGUGACUUGAUAACAUAUGUAGAACAGUAUUUUUAGGUAAAGAAGAAGCUUAGUUGGUGCAGUACUAUUGAAAUAUUUUUGGCCAUUUCUUGUCCAAGACCAUUUUCAAAUUUGUCCCUCACAGAUGACUAAGUGAUGAUUUUUUCAAUGUUGAGAAAUAUCCUUGCAGUGUUUAAAGUCCGCAUGGACAUACGGUACAUGUAUUAGGAAAAAGACAGCAUAAUUUAUUUACACUUUUAAUGUAGUUGGAUAACGUGAUUUAUUUGUUGUCUGUUGAUGAAGUACGGUUUUACAAAGUAGAGAGAGGGGAAAGAUUCUGAGAAAAGGUAACCACUGCUUGUACUAUUUGUUGUUGUAUCUUCUCACAGAAGGAUUGGCAGGGGUUUCUUUGUUCCGUGUCUUCGGGAGCCUUUGAAACAAUUCUUAUUUACUUGAACAUGUAAUACAAAGGUGAACAAAUAAGGUCCCAGGUGAUAUUUGUGAAAGUUUAGGUUGUAUUUAUUUUCAGUGGUUUAAAGUGUCUUAUAAGUGGCACCUCCUGUGUUAUGUUACAUUCUCAAUUUUGUGAUUUGCACCAAUCUCCUCUCAAUCAGUGUAGUCUCCAUUGACAACUGAAGGCGCAUGCAGUUCAUUCAUUGUAUUUUCUUGUGGGUCAGGUUUAUAGAAACGAACAGUGCCAUAGUGCAGUAAUUAUGCAUGCAAAAUUAGCUGAAACUUGGCAUUUACUGGUAUUUGUGUAUCAGUCUACUCAGUCACAUAGGUGAAAUAAUUCGGUACUUAUUUACGCCAUUGGAAAUUUUCAAAUUUAGUACAAACUGAGUCGUCCUUUGAGGCUGACUUUAUCUAGUCUAAUAUAUCAGAAUAUUCUGACAAUCACUGUGCCAAUAAGAUUUUCUUGUUUUUCUUUCUUAUUUUCUCAAUCAGAGCUGUGGUGAAUAUGGAGAGAUGAGCGCAAAUUGGGACAUUGUAGCUCUAUAUACAAUAUUGGGCAAUUGUAAUGUAAGUAGGCGGAAACCGGAGACCCUGGAGAAAAAUCUGUGCUGUCAAAGAGAGUUGCCCUCUCUAUCAUACGAGUGUACAAUGGCAUAUAGCACUUAAUAAAAGGUGGUCAAAACCUUUGUGACUGGUCAUUUAUCAUUCAUGUGAUACAGUGCAAUCGCCUUAAAAAAUAUUUAAAUUAAUAAAAAUGUAAACAUUCCUUUACCUUCGUUUCUUAUGGGUAAAGGUGUCGGUGCCAUACCAGAUUACUAAAACUGGUGAAAUUUUCCUUUUAGUCGAGGGUAACUUGUCUCAAGUUUUUAGGCUGUGAUUGUCUUUUUUGCAGUAUUGUUGUAUAAAAACUGAUCAUUGCAAAUGAUGUGAAAAGUUGACAAAUGUAUUCUAAGCCAAUAAAUAUGGUGUACAAACAAUGUACAGUGUACAGGCUAUUGGUUAUUGCCUCUCUUUCUUAUAACUUCCAACAGCUAUUCUUAAAUUCUAGUGCUAAAUAUUUUUUGAACUUUUCUUGCUCUCAAUCUCAUCCCUCCCAAAUGACAAAGGAUUCCUUUUCAAAAUGCUUUGAUACAUUUUUUUUCCAAAACUAUUCAGAUAUUUCACUGUCAUUCCUUAUUCCUGGCUAAGACAUGUUUUAAUAGCUUGCUGAUUAAAAUUCACCAAUCUUUGUGCAUGAUUUUGUAGCAUUUUCGAAAUCAACGCUUUUAAAUUGACCAAUCAAUGGUCAACAUCUAUUUGUACUACUUUUACCUGCUAAUGUUAAGCCGUGGGCUAAUGAGCAAUCUAUCAGAAUUAUUUUGUGAAAAUCAUAUUCUAGGACAAAAGAGGCAUUAAAAUGUCAUAGAAUGAAACAGACUGAAUAUAAUUACUUGAUUAAAACUG
Lineus longissimus is the source of this 4723-nucleotide messenger RNA. Its product is annotated as metal regulatory transcription factor 1-like. Gene Ontology annotation, cellular component: nucleus. The record is from RefSeq and is a predicted model, not a curated record. Gene Ontology annotation, molecular function: DNA-binding transcription factor activity, RNA polymerase II-specific; RNA polymerase II cis-regulatory region sequence-specific DNA binding. Gene Ontology annotation, biological process: regulation of transcription by RNA polymerase II. The coding region runs from base 81 to 1919 and encodes 612 amino acids. The transcript is spliced from 9 exons. NCBI's taxonomy places the organism in Eukaryota, Metazoa, Nemertea, Pilidiophora, Heteronemertea, Lineidae.